AUGGGGUGUUUUUGGUCGUCGGAAUCUGUAUCUGACGUGCGACUUUCCCAAAGGAGAGCUCUAUCUUUACCAAAGCCUUUGCCUGAACGAGAAACACAGACAAUACUAAAACCACUUUUUGGUGAAUAUAAAUGUUCUGCAUGUGGUCGUACAUGGAAAAGCAGGCUUUGCUGGCCUGACAGCUAUCAGAUUUGCAUCAGGUGUAAGAGGCCUGUUUAUCCCCAUAAUCAGAGGGCAUUAUUGCCUUCUGAUAUUAUGGCAUCAAAGGUGAAUCAAGAACAUAAAAAGGAACUAUGUCAGAAGUGCCAGCAGUUAGGUUACUACUGUGGAAAUUUUGGUAAGAAUAACGUGUAUAGGAGAGAAUUGUCUUAU
This is a messenger RNA of Iphiclides podalirius (scarce swallowtail), 372 nucleotides long. Lineage: Eukaryota; Metazoa; Arthropoda; Insecta; Lepidoptera; Papilionidae. The record is from the annotation of a GenBank genome assembly.